Molecule: messenger RNA, 9383 nt
Organism: Marmota monax (woodchuck)
Lineage: Eukaryota; Metazoa; Chordata; Mammalia; Rodentia; Sciuridae
Gene: Faxc
Product: failed axon connections homolog, metaxin like GST domain containing
Exons: 6
Coding region: 75-1304 (409 amino acids)
Cellular component (GO): cytoplasm
Source: RefSeq, a predicted model, not a curated record
GCCGGGCCGUGCCGGCCCCUUCCCAUGCGGGCGGCGCGGGCCCAGGGAGGGGCGCCCGGAGCCAGCCGCGCAGCAUGCACUGGGGGGUUGGCUUUGCCUCGUCCAGGCCGUGCGUGGUGGAUCUGAGCUGGAACCAGAGCGUCUCCUUCUUCGGCUGGUGGGCCGGGUCCGAGGAGCCCUUCUCCUUUUAUGGGGACAUCAUCGCUUUCCCUUUGCAGGAUUACGGUGGGAUCAUGGCAGGGCUGGGCUCCGAUCCCUGGUGGAAGAAAACCCUUUACUUGACCGGGGGAGCUUUGCUGGCCGCAGCUGCGUAUCUGCUCCACGAACUCCUGGUCAUUAGGAAACAGCAAGAGAUUGACUCCAAAGAUGCUAUUAUUUUGCAUCAGUUUGCAAGACCUAACAAUGGUGUCCCCAGUUUAUCUCCUUUCUGUUUGAAAAUGGAAACUUAUUUAAGGAUGGCUGACUUACCCUAUCAGAACUAUUUUGGUGGAAAACUCUCUGCUCAAGGGAAAAUGCCUUGGAUUGAAUAUAACCAUGAAAAAGUUUCUGGCACAGAAUUCAUUAUUGACUUUCUGGAAGAGAAACUUGGAGUGAAUUUGAACAAAAACCUUGGACCUCAUGAAAGAGCUGUGUCCCGUGCGGUGACCAAGAUGGUGGAGGAGCACUUCUAUUGGACAUUAGCUUAUUGCCAGUGGGUGGACAAUCUCAAUGAGACCCGGAAGAUGCUCUCUCUUAGUGGUGGUGGUCCCUUCAGUAACCUGCUGAGGUGGGUCGUGUGCCACAUAACAAAAGGAAUUGUGAAGCGCGAGAUGCACGGCCAUGGCAUUGGCCGCUUCUCGGAGGAAGAGAUUUACAUGCUGAUGGAGAAGGACAUGCGCUCCUUAGCAGGGCUCUUGGGUGAUAAGAAGUACAUCAUGGGGCCCAAGCUUUCCACUCUCGAUGCCACUGUCUUUGGACACUUGGCACAGGCAAUGUGGACCUUACCAGGGACAAGACCUGAGCGGCUGAUCAAAGGGGAGCUGAUCAACCUUGCCAUGUACUGCGAGAGGAUAAGGAGGAAAUUCUGGCCCGAGUGGCACCACGAUGACGACAACACCAUCUAUGAGUCGGAGGAGAGCAGUGAAGGCAGCAAAACGCACACUCCCCUGCUGGAUUUCAGCUUUUACUCAAGGACAGAGACCUUUGAAGAUGAGGGCGCGGAGAACAGUUUCUCCAGAACCCCAGACACGGAUUUCACUGGACACUCGCUCUUUGAUUCUGACGUGGACAUGGACGACUACACAGACCACGAACAGUGCAAGUGACAUCCCUGCCAGUGACAUCAGGCCUUUGUUGAUCCAUUUCCUUUGGAUCUGCCACUCUCUGGGGGUCGAUCGAUCUCCCAGGUAGAAAUCCAUCUGAGCUGGGAGAAGACUCUUCCUGCUUGGCCCAGUUUUCACACACUAACUGGACUGUAGCCGCCUUAUUUCUUUUUUGUAAAAAUGAAACACAGAACCAUUCAGAUGGCUCCAUUGAAAACAAACAGGCAAAAAAAAAAAAAAAAUCAGCAUGGUUCCUGAAAUCCAUUUUUGUUUUCAUUAGAAAACUAAUAUUGCGUGGUAGAGCAGGUGAGUGAGCGGGCCAUCAGCUGAUAGUGUUUGUACUGAUCCUCGGCAGCUGAGUCUUAGUUGUGAGAUGGAUUCUUGAACAUCCUUCAUCCACCAGGGUUUGAAGUAAUGGGAGAUACCAUCAGAAAAAACAAAUCGAGGAGAUGAAUGUUUCUUGGUGGCUGCUUGUACUUCAUGUAUGUAUAUUGUAUGUUGAGAUGUGGGUCAAAAUCCACAGAUAUGCAAUGAACACCUACUAUGUGCAAAGCACUGUGCUAGGUGCUAAUCCAUGUAAGUUUUAUUCUAAGCUCUGCCAGUGGCUAACUGUGUGAUUUUGGGCAAGAACCUUAACUAUUGUGUGCCUCAUUUCUCCCACCUGUAAAGUGGGGCUGACGAUACUCUCCACCUACCUACCUCACAGGGGUGUUGUGGGGAUUCAUUUGGUAACAUUCGUGCAGUGCUUUUAAACUUCUUGGAAGUGGUGUGGCAUGAACACAUCAUUUAAUUUUUUAUUGUGCUUCAUAUGUGUGAAGAUCUGAGGGCCAAUAAAUUCCAUAUCCAGAGAGCAACCACCACAGUCACUUAUAAAAGCUGAGCAGUUGAAACACAAGCAAAGCCACAGUUAGGACUUAGUCAUCAUUCCUCUUUGUGAUCUUUCUUGAGUCAAAAUCUUUUAUUAAAAGAAUGUUGGAAAUAUUUUUAUCAGUCAUCAUUAGCUACAAAUGGUUUUCAGUUCUACUGUGUAUUUUCGGAAAAGUGUUGUUUUCAUUGUCUGAACUCACACUGGAAUGUUCUUUGUUGCCUCCAGAGUGUUAAGUUGCCAUGUUGGAUUAAUUGAGAGAGAAUAAAUUUCAGGAAUAUGGUGGGUUUAACAGAGACGCAGGGGAAAGUAUUUGAUUGACUUUUGUAGGCAGAAGCUUGCCAACUUGUAAUGUCCUAUGAAAACAAACCUUGCAAAGGUGAAGUAGGAAGAGGAUCAUGUUCCUUGUAUCAAAGCACUCUGCAGUGAUAGAUCAUAUGCAGUUUCAUUUGUGCAGCUUUUCUGGUGUUUCCAGCCAUUCCCGGUGUAGCGGGGCAACGCUGAGGACAGAUCUUAGUGUUUCUUCCGGACUUCCCAUCCCUUCACAUCCUCCCUCCCUCUCCACAGAGCACAUAAACUGUUGGAGUUACCCAUAUUUGUGAAGGCACUCCCUCUGAAGACCUGGUUCUUCUUGACAUAGGAUUUCAGGGGAAAUAGGGGUAAGGGUCCUAUGUGAUGGCAGUGGAUUUGGGAUAGAAGAGUCAGUGUACCUGCAAACAAAGCUACUUUGCUUCUAACUGACUGGGGCAAGGAAUGCUUUUAAAGAGGCACUUCUUAAAAGAAGUUUCUGGAAAAUUCAUGAAGUUUGCUUGAAAAAGAAACUCUGAGUGAAGAUCAUAGGCAGCAAUCUUAAAAGACUGCUGUGGAUUCUCAGAGAGGUAAAGGGGGAGAGAUUAUGAGGCUGUUUACCAAUUAAGCAACUGCAGGGCAUUUGUAACUGGGAAUAAAUGCUGAGAUACCCUCAUUUAGAAAUUCUUAUUCCACAGAAAGUGUAGCUGUGAAUAUUUUAUUAAAACCACUACUCUUGGAAAGGUCUGUCUGAUGUUUAAUGAGAAUGUGGUGGAGAAGAUAUACAUGAAUAAGCCUGUUUUAAGUCUCCAGCCCACUUGUCUCCUCUCUCUUCAGCAAGUGUGUUCUAAGGCCAGCUGGUAGCAGCUCUGUGUACCGAGGGAAACUCCUGGCCCAGAAAUGUGAUUAUAAUGAGCAAGUGGACUGUAGACCUGUCUCCACAAAGAUUGAGUUGCCCUUUCCCCACCCUUAGCUGAAAAGAAAGUUUGAAAUUUUGCCUACAAUUUAUUAUUACUGUAUAGCACCAAUGUGAUGCAUUUUGCUAUAAGGAUGAUUAAGUAUGAGUGUGUAGAUUCACAUGGCUUUUACUGUGUAUUACUUGGAGCAAGUAUGUGGAAAGCCAGUGUUCAAAGUGAGGUUAGAACUAUAUUCAUUUCAUCCAGGUACCUCCCACAGAGGCAUGAAUGGACAUUGCCACCUGAGGCUCAGGACCUGGUAUUCAUCGUUUUGUAUGGAACCCUGGAAUAUACCCCAGUUUUACUUUAUGGAUUAUGAAAUCCAAAUGACCAAAACAAAAAUCACUGUAGUGUGAGAGGGCUUUAAUUUUUAUGUGCUUUAUUCUUGAGCUACCUGGAUUUGAAGUGUUCUCCAAUUUGACGAACAGGUGCUACUUCUAAGAAAAACAACAGCAGCGGCAAGAAAUUAAGGAACAUUUUGGUCAUCUAGCUCACUUAUUCAAUUUCUGUUUUUUUUUUUUUUUUUUUUUUUUUUGCUGGAAAGUAACUUAAGGAAGCAUGGUCUUUAAUGUUAAUAGAUGCUAAUUGAUUGGACAGAAGACGGAAAUCAGGGGCCACCUGUUGUUUUUUAACUUUUGUUGUAAAAAUAGUUUUCCCCUUUAUCUACCUCCCAUCUCCACUCAUCAGGAUUAAUGAGCAGAAAUUGUAUGCUUUGCUGUCUAUUACAAUAGAUACAAGGACAGUAUCAAUUCCUGCAGAGAUAUACUUUAUAUUGUCAGACUUUAACAUUUUGUUGUUAUGUAAUUGCCAAUAAUGACAUUACUGAGGCCAUGGGACUAUCAGAAAACUUAUUACAGACUUAGAACAAUUUGGACUCGAAUCACAACUGUAGUCUAAUUUUUACACAUAACCUACCCCCAUAUACAGAGGUAAUAGUAUAUGCUUUUGUGAAAUGGAUAGGAUUCAAGGAAAGGAAGUGCUAAUGAUUUUAACCUCAUGGAUCUUGCCUAGAUUUGUUUAGGAGAAAGUGUAGAAUCUUAAAAAUGCAUAGCUGAUCCAAGAAUUAGCUCUAGAAAACCACCUGCAAGAGAUCCACUGAGGCUGUUAUUGGCUAUUGUCACAUACAUAUACAUUUGAAUGGCGGGACCCAGGACUGGGGUCUUUUGCCUUGUCCUGGAGGAUUCUUUUCAUUACACCACCUUGGCUUGGUUUCCUUAUAAACCCAUGUUCCUGAGAAAUGAGUCCAUGUUUACAGAACCAGCACAGCCCCAGCCUCUCUCAGAGUGUGCUUGGAAUCCUCCUUCCCUGUCAUCCCCCAAAUCUAGUCAGCCUAUUUCGGGACAAUUCAACAGACCUUUCCUUAGUAUCUGUGCCUGGCACUGCUAGGCUUCAUGAAUAGUAGCAAGAUGGGUUUUCAAAUCACCAAGAUUCUACUUUCUCUCUUAUUUAUCUUUUAAAUAAUAUGUGCUCAUUUGCUCACUCACAUAAUUUUUACUAAGCACCCACCUGUGCCCUGGUUCUGGGACACUCACUGACUAUAGAGUGGGUAACUGCAGACAUAGCCUUCUGAUUUCAGGGCAUCCUCUUCUGCUUGGAUUUAGAUUUCUGUAAUUGACUUUUUUUUUUUUUUUUACACACUUGGCCACUUUCCUGAUCCAUCCCACCCAUUACCACUGGAGUAAUCUUUCAAGAAAACUCUCUGGCCCUAUGGAAUGCUCCCCUUGCCUCAGGAUGAGGGUUACUCCAUGGGGCUUGGCAUCCUCAUUUCCUUAUUCACUCAUCUCCCUUGGCUCCUCUGUGUUAGCCCUCCAGCGCAGCAGGUCAACGUGAUUGCUGCUGCCUAAACAUGCCUCAUGUGCUCCUACCUCUGUUUCUCUGCUCAUGCCAGUCCCCCUCCUGAAAUGCCCUACCCUCCUCUUCACUGGCCCCAGUCAUACCCAUCUCUUAAGGCCCAGAUUCAUCAGUUCCGCAUGAAGAAUUCCCACCUCAUUAUAAUAUCCUCUUCCUCUAAAAACAAAGUGCUUAUCAUUUCCUUCCCUGAAGGCCAUAUAGGAAAGGUUGUUCAGAAAAUGGGCUAUAAAGUAGUGUUUUCAUUUUUGUGUGUGUCAGGGAGUUUCUACUGAUAAUCUCAUGAAAGUCCUAGACCCUAUUCCCCAAAAGUACAUAUAUACAAAUACCUAAAAUUUUACAUAUAAAUUUAGGAGGUUUAGAGAUUUGAAAUUGUUCAUGAAUUCCAUAGGGUAUUCCUGAUGGUUGAAGAGGUCUUCUAGAGUCUGUAAGUGUUAUUAUAGUUGUUUGUUCUUUAACAGAUCCUGAGAGGAUAAAAAUUAACAUGAGAUAUACAAACAAAAGCAAUCACUAUUAUCCAUGCUGAGUGUAUGUUGAGUGACAGAGAAAGAAGAAAGAAAAGCAGCUUUACAUUAUCUGAGAAAUUAUCUUUGUUUGACAGGUUUGGAGUUUUGAAAGUGAUAGGGUUCUGCUUGUUGUCAGCAUUGUUUAUCCUUUAACCAUCCAAAAAGUUGAUUCGUCAAAGUGAGUUCCAGACCAAUUGAAUUUCAUUUCAGCCCUGAAACCCACCACUUCUGCAUGAGUAGACCACUUGGUAAGGGGCUUUAUGGGAAAGAUUUUUCCCAGGAAGAUUUUUCCUAGGAAGAAGAUCCACAUAAUCACUUUUCCUGUAUUCAUUCAUUUUUGUAUGGAAAAAUUGUGGAAUGUAUUAUCAUUCAAAGAAUAGAGUCUUUUUUGUUAAUAGGGAAUGACUGAGGUUAUCCUUUUCUUUUUUAACAGAGUGAAAUUAUUUUCAUUUCAAUUCUUGAUUAUGACCCAGGGUCCUUUGUUCUUUAUGUGUAUUAUUGUUUAAGAUGAGCAAGUACUGGUGAAAGUUUAUCCAAUGAUACAUCUUUCCCAGUCUAAAUGCUGAGCUCUGCCAGCCCAUCUUGAGCAGGUCCAGGGAACGAUUGCUUGUGAUUGUAAACUGCUGGACACCAAUUGCUCUGGUGCUCUGAAUGAAACGUUCACAGUUCAAAAGUAUCUUCUUGGUGGGUGCAGAGGGAGGUGCCCCUUACCUGUAGGAUUCUUGCCACUGUCAUAGAUAAAUGCAAACAUCUGUGGGAUGUUUGCCUCUUUUGAAUUCCUUAGCAGAAACUUUGUUUUUUUAGUCCCUGACUUUCAAGUAUAUAUUAAAAUAUUUAAGUUUCCUAAAUAUUUAAGAUAAGAUUUGCUAGAAAGAGCAAUUUAUUGGCCUUGCCCAUUGGAGAUGGUUAUACAGGGUACUGACAAAUAGCAUGGAUGACAUUGUGACUUCCUUGAUCAUUCUGGCUCUUGCCAAAGCAGGAAACUUGUCCCCAAAUGUUAGCUCUCCAAAACUCAUUCUGUUGGCUAGACCAUGACAAACUAGGAAGCUUGGUUUUCGUGAGGAUUAUAGUCUCCAAGUGUCUAAUUUGUGGGUAAAUAAAGGGAGCCAUUAGAAUAAUAAAACUAAUAACUAAUGGAAAUCCUGAAUCAUUUCAGUGGGAAAACAAGUUACCUCGAGUGAAAGGUUAGUAUAGUACCCUGAAGUUUUGUAUAUAAUUAAAUAAUUUCAAAAAUGAACUUGGUAGCCGUCUUGCAUUAUUUUUAAAGAAAAUUCCUUUUGUCUCUCAUUACAGCUUUAAAUGUUUUGAAACUAUCCACUACACAUAGAGCAAUAUGUAUAUUUAUCAAAAUCAAUUAAUUUUAUAGAAAGUAGUGUCACUAAAAGAUUAGUUUACCUUCCACCCUUCACCAGCAAGUAUUUAUUUUUAUUUAUUUGUUUGUUUUUAUUCUGUAGCACUAGAAUAAUUUUUCAUUUAUCAAUAAUAUUUAAAUAGUUUCUUUAGUAAUUUUUCUCAAAAAAAAUUCCCCAUCACUUUAAAAAAAUAAGAUCCAGCUUUUGAAUUGCUGUGUUAAUUAGUGGUGGCUGACCAGAGAGAAUAAUAUAAUUUUUCAUUGAAGGACUUGAAGAGAGGAAUGCUUCGGACAUUUACUAUCAUCUCCCCCUUUCAAACAGCAAUCUAUGGACUUCCCCCUUUAAUAGUUCAGAAUUGAAGUGUUCUUUCAUAUUGCCUUCCACUCCUUUCACCCCCCUCAGUAAGAGAUCACAGUUUAUUAACCAUGUCUAAUGGUUACUUUUUUAUGUUUAACUAAUUAUAUGUGAUGUUUUUCUUUUUUACAGCAGUAAGAUAAAGACAAUGUUCGAAUAUUGGAUGGACCUCUGCUUCAGUAGGGGUGUUUGUGUUACUCCUGUCAAAAUGAUUUUUACCUCCCAUAGUAAUAAGCAUCAUGGAUCAGAUCACGCUUGUUAUAAGCAUAUGAAUUUUUCCCCCAGUUAUCUGCAUGAUAUUGAAUGUCUGACAACUAAACACUGAUGUGAGUGAGGGUUUCUCCAGGGUGAUGUUUGGGAAAGUGAGGUACUGAGUCCUUUUUUUGAGGGUAUUAGAAUUUCACUGAGCAGGAAGAGAGAAGGAAACAGUACCAAUUUCCAGAGCUUCAAGCAACCAGGUGAUAUGGUUGCUGUGGAGAUGUGUCAGGCACCUGGAAAGUUUUCUAGGUGUUUACAUCUUACUAAAAAUAAAAAGUACAUGUUUACAAAUCAAAACCAAAUGCAAUCUAUGCAGGGAAGGAUUGUCAUGGAUAUACAAGUGGCCAGUGUAGGAGACACUGAAGUAACAUUUACCUUUAUCUUAACUGCCAAUCUGUGCCCCUGGAUUGCUCCAGGCUAGAGAACUUGGAGGGUAAGUCAGAGGGGCUGGCCCCGAUAUCUUUCCUUUAAUUUUGGAAGUUCCUUCUAGUCUCUCAAAAGUGCAUUUUAUUUUAGAGAAGACUUUUUUUUUUUUUAAUGUUUGAAGACGCCCUAAAUCAUCCCUAUUUAGGUGCGGAUCUCCAAACCUUUGUUUUUAUUCAUCUCAUCAGCAAAACUUUCUGUGCACGCCCCUCAGAAUAUUAUUCAUGGUAUACAUAUAUGUAUACAUUACUGUAUAUGUAUAUAUUGCUCUACUGAUGUAUAAUGUACGUUAAGAAUCAUAACAGGCAUAGAAAUUUAAAAAGCUUAUUCUCCAGUAAUCACUAGAGUUUCUGAGGAAUGGGGCAAGUGAUACUUACAAGUAGCACCCAGAAAGGCAUAAUUGAUUAAAGAAUGUGUCUGUAACGUGUGGCCAAAUACAUAUAAAAUAGGCAUGGAUGCAUGAUUUUAGGUCAAGGUAUUUAUUUAUUUUUAUUUAAAGUUGGCAUUUUUUAAAAUUUCAAAGUAGGCAUUUGUGGUUAGGGGAAGGGAAGAGUGAAUAAUUAUAUGCCACUUUUAUGAAAGCUCUUUUUCAUUCUAUUUUUGAGACCGCUUGAUCUAGGAUACCUUGAACAUUCCUGAAAGAUUUUGCAAUAAAAUACACUGAUUUAAGAAAAAGAAGAAAAGAAAGAGGGAGGGACCCAAAUAAUACAAAUGCAAGAUGUAUUGCCAGAUUUCAACACCAAUCAGAAAACACAUUUUGAUAAUACACAGUAAUCAUCAUCUCACUAAUCAUAUGUUUAUCUUCUAUUUGUUUAUAACGUCAUGUAUCCAAAUGUGUGAAUAUGUACAGAUUUAUUUUCUCUUAUCUGAGGUAGCAAGGGCCAAUGCUGGCAUGAUUUGAACCAUGUUUCAGCUGCUUGGGGGCUGACGUUGGACACUGCCUGAGACAUUUACCUGUACUUUCUGUUUUGCAAACACAAUGAAUAGCAUCUUGCUGAUCAAGGGCCCAAUGUGGAGGUGGCAUUCCAGUUUUUAUUUCUGGACCUAUGAGUUACUUUAGCACAGUUAUUGUUAGUAGUUUAUAAAGCCAUAUUUAAACUUGUACACUUGAUUGUAAGAUAGAUUUGAAUUGUGCACUAUGUUGAUUACUGUAUAUAAAUGUGGAAAUUCUGUAUAUUUGGUCUUAAUGCUGUAUGUAUUUGAUGUGUAAAUGAUAACUAAUGGAUAUGAAA